Molecule: messenger RNA, 1497 nt
Organism: Lotus japonicus
Lineage: Eukaryota; Viridiplantae; Streptophyta; Magnoliopsida; Fabales; Fabaceae
Product: protein SLOW GREEN 1, chloroplastic
Exons: 1
Coding region: 120-1055 (311 amino acids)
Molecular function (GO): protein binding
Source: RefSeq, a predicted model, not a curated record
UAAACCCUCUCAACAAACAAACCCCUCUUUCUUUCAUUUCUCAUCUUCUCACUCCACCAUUGUUCUUGUUUUCCCCACCCACUCUCUCUACAAUCAAACCCUAAUUCAUUCCCACCACCAUGACUUCCACCUUAGCCACCGCAUCACCACCAUUCCUCACCUUCAAUCCCACCUCCACAACCACACCCUCUCCCCCCACCCUCACCCUCCCCCUCCGCCCCCACCACCGCCGCCUCACCCUCCGUACCCACUCUCACUCCCCCCUCCUCCACCACCUCAAAACCCUCGCCGGCGCCGCCGUCUUCACCGCCGUCGCACUCCAAUUCCCCGCCCACCCCGCCAGAGCCGAACCCCCCGCAACCCUCUCCGAAGUCCUCGAAGAAACCAAUACCGACAUCGAAACGGCGUCGUCUUUGCCACAGUCGCCUCUAUCGGAGCUUCUCGAAACGAACGAGGAGGCCGUCGCCGCGCUCAAGUCCCUCCUGCAGCAGAAGCUCGAGCAAGGCGAGGACGAGGAAGCGCUGAAGAUUCUCAAACGGUUAAUCUCCGCGCAGCCCGAAGUCAACGACUGGAAGUUUCUCGCCGCGAGGGUAGCCACCGAAACCGGCGACGCCGAGAGCGGGCGCAGGUUCUACGAGGAGAUUUUGGCGGCGAAUCCGCUGUCGUUCGAGGCGCUUUUCGAGAAUGCCUUGCUGAUGGACCGGUGUGGGGAAGGGGAGUUGGUGAUUGAGAGGCUGGAGGAAGCUCUGAGGGUUGCGGAGGAGGAUAAGAAGGCGAAGGAAGCGAGGGAUGUGAGGUUGAUAAUGGCUCAGAUUAAGUUUCUGCAGAAGAAUGUGGAUGAUGCUUUGGAGAUGUAUGAGCAGCUUACAAAAGAGGACCCUGGUGAUUUUAGACCUUAUUUUUGCAGGGGAAUGAUUUAUAGUUUGCUUGAUAAGAAUGAUGAAGCGAAGGUGCAGUUCGCUAAGUACAGAGAGUUGUCACCCAAGAAGUUUGAGGUUGAUGGUUACUUGAGGAGCCCAUUGUCUAGGAUCAAAGUUUUUGGUACAGAUCAAUGAUAGGUGAAGGUUAAUUUGAGGUCUUUUUGGCAAUUGGAAUAAAAUAAGGAUUGAUGGAUGGAUCAUGGAUGCAAACACAAAGGUGAUUCUACCUGAGUUGAAUUCUUUUACUUUGGCACUCUUUAAUAAUGGGUGGGUGAUAGUUGUAUGAUUAGUGAAAAUGAUAGAGGUUAGAGAAAUAAGGAUGUGAAUGGAGUGUUCUAUUGAACUCCACUACUACACUUUAGUGAAAACUUGGCACUGGCUAUUGUUGCUUGUGCUUUCACUUUUCAUCCAUCAUUGAAAUAACUUAUAAGAUGUAAUUUCUUACUGGUAUUGCUCUAAUACAUCAUAUACCAAACUGCUAUUGUGGGAGCCUUGUCUUUCCACCAAUGUUUUCAGAUAUUUAUCAAUCCAUUCUAAUAGUGAUAAGGGAUGAUGACAUUCUAGUGUCUUUAAAGCA